ACACGAGGAGGAAAAAGGGAGGAGUGACAUCACAACUCCCAGCCUCUCUCUCUCUCUCUCUCUCUCUCCGGCACCUUUGCUCCACUUCUCGCCGAGGAGGCGCUCACACACACUCACACACACUCACUCACACACACACACACUCAGUUCCUCGCUGUCCUCCUUCGUCGCUCGUAAAAAAGGGGGCUGGACCACAGGAAAAAAAACGGCGAAAGGGAAGAAAAAGAAAAAGAAGAAGAAGAAGGAAAAAGCCAAAACAAUCUUAAGACAGGAUGAACAACAGUUUCCUAAACAUGGCGUCGAUAGGCGACUUCGACCCGCUCAACGCGUCUAUUCCAGCCACCAAAGUUGAAAUCACAGUGUCCUGCAGAAAUCUGCUGGACAGGGACACCUUCUCCAAAUCAGACCCAAUUUGUGUUCUCUACACACAAGGCAUGGGCAACAAGGAGUGGAGAGAGUUUGGCAGAACGGAGGUGAUCGACAACACGCUAAACCCAGACUUUGUGCGGAAAUUCAUUUUGGACUACUUCUUUGAAGAACGGCAGAACCUGCGGUUUGACUUGUAUGAUGUUGACUCGAAGAGUGCCAACCUGUCAAAACACGAUUUCCUGGGCCAGGCCUACUUUACUCUUGGAGAAGUGGUUGGAUCGUUGGGCAGUCGCUCGGAAAAACCUCUUGGAGGCAUCCAAGGGAAGAAAUGCGGGACCGUUAUUGUGAAAGCAGAGGAGCUCAACAACUGCAGGGAAUCAGUGAUGAUGCAGUUCUGCGGGAACAAGUUGGACAAGAAGGAUUUCUUCGGCAAAUCCGACCCCUUCCUGGUCUUCUACAGGAGCAAUGAGGACGGCACGUUUACCAUCUGCCACAAGACAGAGGUUGUGAAGAAUACUUUGAACCCAGUGUGGCAGGCCUUUAAAAUCCCUGUUCGGGCUCUUUGCAACGGUGAUUAUGACAGAACAAUCAAGGUGGAGGUGUACGACUGGGACAGAGACGGCAGUCACGACUUUAUCGGAGAGUUCAGCACCAGCUACAGAGAGCUGUCCAGAGGGCAAAGCCAAUUCAACGUCUAUGAGGUGGUAAAUCCAAAGAAGAAAGGGAAGAAGAAAAAAUACCUCAACUCUGGAACGGUAACGCUGCUGUCAUUCCUGGUGGACAUUGAAGUCACUUUCCUGGACUACAUCAAAGGAGGGACCCAGAUUAACUUCACCGUGGCCAUUGAUUUCACAGCUUCCAAUGGUAACCCAGCCCAGCCCACCUCACUCCACUACAUGAGUCCCUACCAGCUGAAUGCCUACGCCAUGGCCUUGAAGGCAGUGGGAGAAAUCAUCCAGGACUACGACAGCGAUAAGAUGUUUCCCGCGCUAGGGUUCGGAGCCAAGCUACCGCCUGACGGACGGGUCUCCCACGAGUUUGCACUGAACGGGAACCCUCAGAAUCCGUACUGUGCAGGUAUUGACGGUGUGAUGGAAGCCUACUACCAGAGUCUGAAGUCAGUCCAGCUCUAUGGACCCACCAACUUCUCCCCUGUCAUCAACCAUGUGGCCAGGUAUGCAGCUUCAGUGAAAGACGGCUCUCAGUACUUUGUGCUCCUCAUCAUCACAGAUGGCGUCAUCUCAGAUAUGGCACAGACCAAGGAGUCUAUUGUCAACGCCUCCUGUCUGCCGAUGUCAAUCAUCAUCGUGGGGGUGGGACCCGCAGAAUUUGAUGCCAUGGUCGAGUUGGACGGCGAUGAAGUCAGAAUCUCAUCCAGAGGAAGAUACGCUGAGAGGGAUAUUGUUCAGUUUGUUCCAUUCAGGGACUACAUCGACCGGACGGGAAACCACAUCCUGAGCAUGGCCCGGCUCGCCAAAGACGUCUUGGCCGAGAUCCCCGACCAAUUCCUCUCCUACAUGAGGACCCGCGGGAUCAAGCCGUCGCCGGCGCCACCUCCCUACACACCACCAGGGCAACCCCUCCAAACCCAGAUAUGAGAAGCCAGGAGGAGAAAGGUUUCGGAGUCAGGGGUCAGCUGAACUUUACGCGCAAAAUACUUCCAUUGCCCUAAAGCCGCUCUCCAUGCCUCGUCGCCGUGGAUCACAGUGGUCUUUCUCGUGUUCAGGAAGCUGCAUGUCAGGCCAGGAGAGUGUCGCUUUUGAGGACAGGAAAAGCCAAUGAGAGUCUGUUUACUUCCACUGUCAAGCAUUCCUGUUACUGUCUGGAAAUUUUUUUUGUUUUCACCUGGGAAACCUGGACAAGCUUUGGAGAGAGUUUGAAUUGAAGCUGGGAAGAAAAGAAACACCGAAGAGAGGAAGGAAAGAGGAAAUGAAGGACAACUCUUGGGAAACAUUGUAAAGAGAAUGUCUCCAGACAAAACAAAGGAAUUACUUGAUCUUAAAUGAAACUUUCCUGUAAAUAACUGGACUAAUGUAACUUAUUCUCUCUCUCUCUCUCUCUCUCUCUCUCUCUCUCUCUCUCUCUCUCUCUCUCUCUCUCUCUCUCUCUCUCCAACUCACUCGUUGUUUACAGUAAACACUAACAAGGAUUUUUACUGUUGAUACUUUUAUACACACAUAGUUUCAAUAUGAAGCUUGUAAUACUCUCUCUCUCUCUCUCUCUCUCUCUCUCUCUCUCUCUCUCUCCUGGCAUGUGUGUCAGGUAGCAGCAGUGCAGGUCCUGGUAGCCCUUCUGUACCGUACUGUACCGUGCUGUACCGUACCGUACUGUAUUCUGGUGUUUGUAUUAACCUUUUGCAUGAGUGUAGCCUCAGUCAAGUGCAUGCAUAUAGUGGCCCUGCACUACCUCUUCUACCCAUCUGUCUGUCUGUCUGUCUGUGGGGGGUGAGUGUCUGUCUGCCUAUAUCUCCAUUAGUCCACCAUCUAUCUGUCUGUCCGCCUGUCUGUCUGUCUGCACUGCUCUCAGGCCUGAGGAGUCUUGUCUACCUGUCUCCCUUCUACACCUUUUCUUCCUGUCUAUCUUUCUCUCUCUCUUUCUUCUCUUUCACUAGCUGUGUUUCCAUACAACUUUCUUUUUUUAUUUUUUUUUUGGUUAUCCUCGACAUGCUGCUAUUUUUACGUUAAUCAGAAGAGGGAUGGCUUUCAUGACAGAACACGAUCAAUAGCAAAGGAGUUUCCUUUCUGUUCAGUUGAUAUAAUUGGAUUUAUGACUUCAAAGUUUAUAUUUGAAAUGUAAAUGAUCUGUUCCAUCCUUUCACAUCUAGUUUUAAUCUAGCAUCGUCCGGUGAAUUUGCCCAGUACUUUGAUUUAUAACCCGUGUUUAUCACUAAUUAGCAAAAUGCUAACACACUAAACUCUUGUGUUUUGUCUCAAAGGAACCGUGAAGUAUGGCCAGCGUCAGGAAACAUUUAUGAACAACGUUUAAACUUUCUUCUAAUUCAAACACCGGUUGAUGAAGAUACAAAUUGUGCAGUUUCAUAUUUUUCCGUAGCGUUUGUUUAACUCCUGAAUGGAAGCAUAGCUACUCUGUCUCUCUCUCGUCUCUCAUUCUCCUCCAAACUGCCUUGGCAUUAGGAUGCCCACAUGCCCAGGGGUUUCGUCUCAUUGUGUGUCGUCUAACACCACAUCCCGGCCCCAUGUUUUAAAAACGACAGCAGCUGCUCUCAAACUAAAUACUGUUUGAGCAUAAAGAGCCCAGUGGUCAAAAAUGCAGAGAAAAACACACUUUCCCUAUGUUGGCUUUUUUGUUCCAUUUUAAUUUAAAUUUUUUUGGUGUGUAAAUUUUUUAUUGCACCUUUAGCUUUGAUAUAGCUUUUUAUAUGUUUGUUUUUAUGACGUGUAUUUAUAUGUGCCAAUCGUGGAAAAGGAUGAUUUGUGCGAUUCCCGUCUCAUAUGUUUGUGAGUGACGCCUGAUGAAGAAUGAGAGUCGUGUGGAAGGAUUGAUGAAAGUGUGUCUCACUCAUGAGUGAAAAUGUGAAUGAGAGCUUGUGUGUUGUAUGAAACAACUUUUGUCUUUUAAAACAACAUUAGAUGAAACGUUUAAAAAGUCUUACAAAACAUGGGGAUGUGGGAACAUGAAGAAUUAUUGGAGAGAGUGAAUUUCAUUGCAGCACCAAAAAUGUGAUAUUUAAGCAUUGCUUACAUUGUAUUUGUUGUAUCAACACUCUGAAGUAGUCUUAAAUAAGUCGUGGUAACAUGAAGCAUACCAUCCAUAUUUAUAGUGGACCUGAUGUUUCCAGAUGUUAUCGUCUUUUUUUACACAUCUAACCACCAAGUAAAACCAGACAGUGCAGUUAAUACAAAAAAAAAACUUUCUGGUUAUUCUAAUAAUUUCUCCAAACACAUAUCUUCAGUUUGCAUAUUUAAGCAUAACAAAUACAUUGAAUCUAUUAUUUUCACAGUGCCGAAAUGGUUGGAUUAAUUGCACGAGUGUUUGCUUAGCUGGUGCAGUCACACUCCUGCAGCCACCCACUGUGUUCAAAGCCUAGCUGGACACAUCAUUAGGACUGCAGGUCAACAUAAGGAGCUCAUUACUGCCUCAGCAGAUAUAUACUGUAAAACUCACAUCCUCCAAACUGUUAAAGAUCCAACGCUGCAGGGGUCAGAGCUGGGUUUAUUAUAGCUUUUGUUGAUUAAAAGGCAGAGAGUAGGGAUCUUUCCUGAAUGUGGGGUUACCUGCUUGGUUAACUGAGUGUUUGUUGUUGUGUCUUUAGGGACGAUUUAGCAGGAAACCCUUCAGGUAGAGAUUCAUUUCUAUAUAUAUGAAUAUGAAGAUAAAAGCAAGUUUUGUGCAGCAGCUACUAUGGACAGUGACAAUUAUGAGAUAAUGUUCAAGGAAAACUGAGUUUAUAACAAUUAGUUUUGAUGCUCUGGCUAUCAGUUAUGAUUAUUAUUGCUAAAUUACUGUAAUUAGUGAAGUUGUACACGUCAAGAAGAAUUAAACUGAGAUUCCAAAAAUUAAACUGACGUUACACAGCAAUAUUUAAGUCUAAGGUUUGCUAACUUUAGCCACUAAGUAAAGCUGUAGUGAAAGACCCCUGAGAAUGUUAUGAGAGAAUUUUAUUGUUAAUGAAUUUAGGAAGAAUGUAACAUUUAAAUUUUAAAGAUUAAAUCAAUGUGAUUUAGUAAGUCAGAUGAAGGUAAACGUCCACAUGGCUCCAAACUAUUUCUUUAAGUUUCUUGACAUUUUUUUUUUACUUGAUAAUUGGCUGGUCAGAUUCAAACCCCAGGGUGCUGUUGUUACAUGUAUGCACUAUACAAACAGCAGCCUACAGGACGCCCCUGUCAACUACCUCCUGUUUCAAGUCACGUGUUCUUCAGCAAAUCCUUGCAGGGUAGGAAAAUGCAUCUCUUUACUUCAUUUCAUCAAAUUUAAUGCAAAGGCUUGUCAACUAGGACAGGACGCAGUAUGAAAGCAAAAAAAAGGCCUUAAACAUUAAAAACUUAAUGUUGUUACUGAAAUACCCCUGUACUUAUAGCAUUUAAAUAUUUUAAUAUAGACCUCAUCUUUAUGGAAAGUGUCAUAAGAUAACUUCUGUUAAAAAUCAAACUGAAUUAAGCUUUCUGGGUUCACUUCACUCAACUUCAGAGAGUGUCUAAAUAAUUACACUGAAGUUGCUCAAAACAAAUGUGUCAUUUCAGAUCAAAAAUGAAAUUCAGACAUCAGAAUUAAAGAUGGAUCAGCGAUCAAACCUGAAUGAAAUAUAUCAGACCAACAUCUUAUAGGGGAAAAAAAGUUCAGAUGAGUGACGUGAAACCUGGAAACUUGAAUUUUAUCGGAAUUUGAGGAAAAAAAUAGUUUUUGAAAUUGCCAAAAUUCUUUCUUCUUUCUUUAUAUAUAUAUAUAUAU
This is a messenger RNA of Larimichthys crocea (large yellow croaker), 5778 nucleotides long. Its product is annotated as copine-8. The record is from RefSeq and is a predicted model, not a curated record. Gene Ontology annotation, cellular component: plasma membrane. The transcript has 20 exons. Gene Ontology annotation, molecular function: calcium-dependent phospholipid binding. Gene Ontology annotation, biological process: cellular response to calcium ion. NCBI's taxonomy places the organism in Eukaryota, Metazoa, Chordata, Actinopteri, Sciaenidae. The coding region runs from base 273 to 1967 and encodes 564 amino acids.